Molecule: messenger RNA, 1365 nt
Organism: Acanthamoeba castellanii str. Neff
Lineage: Eukaryota; Discosea; Longamoebia; Acanthamoebidae
Product: alanine aminotransferase, mitochondrial, putative
Exons: 11
Coding region: 1-1365 (454 amino acids)
Biological process (GO): biosynthetic process
Molecular function (GO): L-alanine:2-oxoglutarate transaminase activity; pyridoxal phosphate binding
Source: RefSeq, a predicted model, not a curated record
AUGGAGGCACAAGCGCUGAUGCAGAAGAUUUUGCGUGUGGAGAACAUGAACCAGGUCAUCCUCAACAAGGUUCAGGGAGAGCUAGUUAUCAGGGCGGAGGAGCUGGAGCAGACCUUGCGCGACCCGGCCAGGCGCGACUCGCUGCCCUUCAAGGAGGUGCUGUCUCUGCUCGAGUAUCCGGCGCUGCUGGAGAGCGCCGAUGCCGAGCGGCUGUUCCCGAAGGACGCCAUCGCUCGCGCCAAGUCCAUCCUCCACGACAUACCCGGCGGACUUGGGGCGUACAGCAACAGCAGGGGCGAGAGGACCGUGAGAGAGCACGUGGCCGAGUUCAUCAGCGAGCGGGACGGAUUCGCGUGCGACAUGGAGGACGUGUUCCUCACCGACGGCGCCAGCGCGGGCGUCGUCAAGAUCCUCCAGUGCCUCAUUCGCGAUGAGAAGGACGGCAUCCUGAUCCCCAUCCCGCAGUACCCGCUCUACUCUGCCACCAUUCCGAUGCUCGGCGGCACCCAGCUCAAGUACUACCUCGACGAGGAGAAGGGGUGGAGCCUCAACAUCGCCGAGCUCGAGUCCAUCGUGGAGCAGGCCCUCGCCAAAGGGGUGACCCCGAGGGCGAUGGUGGUCAUUAACCCCGGCAAUCCCACAGGCCAGUGCCUCGACACCGCCAACAUGCAACAGGUGAUCGAGUUCUGCCAUCGACGACGAGUGCUUCUCAUGGCGGACGAAGUGUACCAGGCCAACUCGUACAUUCGCCCCUUCACCUCGUUCAAGAAGGUAUUGCGGAGCAUGGGUGAGGCCUACGCUGGGUUCGAGCUCGUGUCGUUCCAUUCCGUUUCCAAGGGCGUGAUUGGAGAGUGCGGCCACCGGGGCGGCUACAUGGAGCUCGUGGGGCUCGACAUCGCCGUCAAGCAGCAGAUCUACAAGCUCGCCUCGAUCUCGCUCUGUCCCAACAUCGCCGGUCAGGUGGUGGUGGACCUGAUGGUGCGCCCGCCCAAGCCCGGCGACGACUCCCACGACCAGUUCCAGCGCGAGACGCAGGCCACCUUCGAGUCCCUCAAGAAGCGCGCCGGCCUCCUCGCCACGGCCCUCAACCAGCUCGAAGGCGUGACGUGCAACCCGGCGGAGGGUGCGAUGUACCUGUUCCCGCGCAUUCGGCUGCCGCAGCGGGCCAUCGACGAGGCCAAGCGGCUCUGCAGAGCGCCCGACGUGUUCUACUGCUUUGCGCUCCUCGACGCCACCGGCUUCGGCCAGAGGGAUGGCACGUUCCACUUCAGGACGACCUUCCUGCCGCAGGAGGAGCAGAUUCGCAGCGUCGUCGCUGCCAUGGCCGCCUUCCACGCCCGCUUCAUGGACCAAUGGCGCGAGUGA